Puma concolor (puma) is the source of this 2106-nucleotide messenger RNA. It is a transcript of the gene MASP1, whose product is annotated as MBL associated serine protease 1. The record is from RefSeq and is a predicted model, not a curated record. Gene Ontology annotation, cellular component: extracellular region. Gene Ontology annotation, biological process: complement activation, lectin pathway; proteolysis. Gene Ontology annotation, molecular function: calcium ion binding; serine-type endopeptidase activity. NCBI's taxonomy places the organism in Eukaryota, Metazoa, Chordata, Mammalia, Carnivora, Felidae.
AUGUCUUUCAGGUGGCUCCUUCUCUGUCACGCUCUGUGCCUCUCCUUGUUGAAAGCUUCGGCCCACACCGUGGAGCUUAACAAUAUGUUUGGUCAGAUCCAGUCACCUGGCUAUCCAGACUCCUAUCCGAGUGAUUCAGAGGUGACUUGGAAUAUCACUGUUCCAGAGGGAUUUCGGAUCAAGCUUUACUUCAUGCACUUCAACUUGGAGUCCUCCUACCUUUGUGAAUAUGACUAUGUGAAGGUAGAAACCGAAGAGCAGGUGCUGGCAACCUUCUGUGGCAGGGAGACCACAGACACGGAGCAGACCCCUGGCCAGGAAGUAGUGUUCUCCCCCGGCUCCUUCAUGUCCAUCACUUUCCGGUCAGAUUUCUCCAAUGAGGAGCGAUUCACGGGUUUUGAUGCCCACUACAUGGCUGUAGAUGUAGACGAGUGCACUGAGCGGGAGGACGAGGAGCUGUCCUGCGACCACUACUGCCACAACUACAUCGGCGGCUACUACUGCUCCUGCCGCUUUGGCUACCUCCUCCACACGGACAACAGGACCUGCCGAGUGGAGUGCAGUGAUAACCUCUUUACCCAGAGGACCGGCGUGAUCACCAGCCCCGACUUCCCCAACCCUUAUCCUAAGAGCUCGGAAUGUUUCUACACGAUAGAGCUAGAGGAGGGUUUCAUGGUCAGCCUCCAGUUUGAGGACAUUUUCGACAUUGAGGAUCACCCUGAGGUGCCCUGCCCCUAUGACUACAUCAAGAUUAAAGCUGACCCAAAAGUUUGGGGGCCCUUCUGUGGAGAGAGAGCCCCAGAACCCAUCAAUACCCAGAGCCACAGUGUCCAGAUCCUGUUCCGCAGCGACAACUCUGGCGAGAACCGGGGCUGGAGGCUCUCAUACAGGGCAACAGGGAAUGAGUGCUCGGACCUACAACCUCCUGUCCACGGGAAAAUCGAGCCCUUGCAAGCCAAGUAUUCCUUCAAAGAUCAGGUGCUCAUCAGCUGUGACACAGGCUACAAAGUGCUAAAGGAUAAUGUGGAGAUGGACACAUUCCAGAUCGAGUGCCUGAAGGAUGGGACAUGGAGUAACAAGAUUCCCACCUGUAAAAUUGCAGACUGUGGAGCCCCAGCAGAGCUGAAACAUGGGCAAAUCACCUUCUCCACCAGGAACAAACUUACCACAUACAAAUCUGAGAUCCGAUACUCCUGCCAGCAGCCCUACUACAAGAUGCUCCACAAUAUCACAGGUAUAUAUACCUGUUCUGCCCAAGGAGUCUGGAUGAAUGAAGUACUGGGGAGAAGCCAGCCCACAUGUCUGCCAGUGUGUGGGCUCCCCAAGUUCUCCCGGAAGCUGAUGGCCAGGAUCUUCAAUGGACGCCCAGCCCAGAAGGGCACCACCCCCUGGAUUGCCAUGCUGUCACACUGGAGUGAGCAGCCCUUCUGUGGGGGCUCCCUUCUAGGCUCCAGCUGGAUUGUGACCGCGGCUCACUGCCUCCACCAGUUACUCAAUCCAGAAUACCCAGCCCUACAGGACUCAGACCUGAUCAGACCUUCUGACUUCAAAAUCAUCCUGGGUAAGCAUUGGAGGCGCCGGUCAGAUGAGAAUGAACAGCAUCUCAGAGUCAAACGCUUCUUCCUCCAUCCCCUGUAUGACCCCAACACAUUUGAGAAUGACGUGGCUCUGGUGGAGCUGUUGGAGAGCCCGGUGCUGAACGACUAUGUGAUGCCCAUCUGUCUGCCCGAGGGGCCCCCACAGGAAGGCGCCAUGGUCAUCGUCAGUGGCUGGGGGAAACAGUUCUUGCAAAGGUUCCCAGAGACACUGAUGGAGAUUGAAAUCCCAAUUGUUGACCACCGCACAUGCCAAGAGGCCUAUGCCCCUCUGAAGAAGAAAGUGACCAGGGACAUGAUCUGUGCUGGGGAGAAGGAAGGGGGAAAGGACGCUUGCUCAGGUGACUCCGGAGGCCCCAUGGUGACCCUGGAUAAAGCGACAGGCCAGUGGUACCUGGUGGGCACGGUGUCCUGGGGCGACGACUGUGGAAAGAAGGACCGCUAUGGAGUGUAUUCCUACAUCUACUACAACACAGACUGGAUCCAGAGGGUCACCAGGAUAAGGAAUUGA